GGUGCCUCACUGAGUUCAUUAGGUAAGAUUUUGCCUUCCUGUCUUGCUGAGUUAUUUCAUCUCUGUUAUUGGUUUGUCCCUUGCUUUAGUUGUAGCAACUUUUGCAUUUUAUUUCUUACAGUUGCUUGAAGAGCCUGUAGGAUGAAAUGGAGAAGAAGGAGAGUGAGAGAAUCAGCAAUGAAGCUGACAUUGAAAAUAUAGAUCCGCUGCUGGCUAUGGGAGAUGAAUUGGCAACUGAUAUACUCAUUCGGCUCCCUUUAAAGACACUUUUUAGAUCCAAGUGCGUUUCGAUUCGCUGGAAUUGCUUGAUCUCAGAUUCCCUUUUUGCCUGUAUGUAUGUUAAUAGACAAGAAGGAGGAUCACGUACCCAUACGACCACCCCCAUCAGUUUCUUUUGUCAGUUAGAUCAUUUUGCAUUUGAUUAUGAAUAUUUGCCGCCAGAGGACAAGAGACUUCACUUUCUUAGGCUUGACAAUGAUGCCAAGGAUGAAAGCGAUGACAAUCAUGUCGUCAUGCAACACAGAGUGAGAUCUUUUGAACAUAAUGUCUUCAUGGUUGAUUCUAGCAACGGGUUACUACUAUUUGCUGGGACUGGAAACAAGUUGUACUUUGUGUCUAACUUGGUAUCUAAGCAAUGGGUUGCCCUGCCUCAACCUAAAAGUUGUUAUCCAUAUGAAAGUGCCAAAUUAGUCCGCAAAUACGAUGACAGUUACAAACCCUCUCUCACCCAGAUGAAAUUCGAAGUUUUACUUUUCUCACGCUAUGAGAAUAUGAGUUCACUAUUUUUGGAAAUCUUUUCUUCAGAGACUGGAAAUUGGAGAAUGGUAGUACUCCAUAAUUAUCCUUCUUAUUUUAGAACACUUCACUGUCAUACCUUGUUCAAUGGGGCUGCAUACUGGUUGGAUGAACAUGCUGGUGGUGCUGCUAGGAUUGCUGCCCUUGAUUUUAGCCAUCUUAAGAUGGCAUCCAUGCCAUCACACUCAGUUCCACACAGUGAUCUUGCUGUGAUGCCAGAGGAUUGUGUUCAGUUCAUCCCAUUGCCUGCAAGCAGUGAUCUUCCCAGCAAUGGAUUCUUGGGAUUCUCGGGUGGUUUAUUGCACUAUGCUGAGAGCAACCUGACCAAUCUCCACAUCUGGGCUCUUUCCAGUGGAGGACUCUCACAGUCCUCUCAGGUUGCAUGGUCUCUGAAGCAGAGUGUCAGUCUACAGUUCAUGAUCGAUGAACAUCCGGAUAUAUUUCACUGUAUUCCCAAUUACGAAGGAGAGUAUGAUAUCAGGCAUAAACAACAUAAGUUUCACUUCUCUCCGUUGGCUUUCCAUCCAUCAGGUCUCCACCUUGUUUUGUUGAGCUUGCCAGGGAUGAUAGUCUCAUAUCACAUUCAGAAGAGAAAGUUGGAGGUUGUGCACCAUUACAAUGUCCAAAACUUUCGUCAUGUUCCUCGCUUCAUAGUCCUAUCUUACAACUAUCCUGCAUGGCCUACUCGAUUGCCCCCUGUAAGAAAUGACUUUCCUUAUUCUGAUUGACACUUGUGGUCUGCUUAAUGGGUUGUUAUGUAUUUAUAAUAUCCAUGGGAGCCUGAAUGCAUCUCAAGGUAGCUGAUUUAGAGUUUACAUUAACUUCAGAAUA
Telopea speciosissima is the source of this 1626-nucleotide messenger RNA. Its product is annotated as F-box/kelch-repeat protein At3g06240-like. The transcript has a single exon. NCBI's taxonomy places the organism in Eukaryota, Viridiplantae, Streptophyta, Magnoliopsida, Proteales, Proteaceae. The record is from RefSeq and is a predicted model, not a curated record. Bases 147 to 1523 code for a protein of 458 amino acids. Gene Ontology annotation, molecular function: protein binding.